Molecule: messenger RNA, 1922 nt
Organism: Paramisgurnus dabryanus
Lineage: Eukaryota; Metazoa; Chordata; Actinopteri; Cypriniformes; Cobitidae
Product: flavin-containing monooxygenase 5-like
Molecular function (GO): flavin adenine dinucleotide binding; N,N-dimethylaniline monooxygenase activity; NADP binding
Source: RefSeq, a predicted model, not a curated record
UUUCGCGGAGAAAGACGUUGAAAAACCGAAUCGUCUUGACAUCAUUCUUCAAUGAGUUCUGAAUGAGGAUGGCUAAGCGUGUUGCUAUCAUUGGAGGAGGAACCUCAGGGCUGGCCUGCAUUAAAUGUUGCCUGGAUGAAGGUCUGGAGCCGGUGUGUUUUGAGAGCAGUGAUGACAUUGGAGGACUCUGGAGAUUUAAGGAAAAUCCGGAUCCAGAACGGGCCAGCAUUUACCAAUCUUUGAUCAUCAACACCUCAAAGGAGAUAAUGUGCUACAGUGAUUUUCCCAUCCCUGCCCACUUCCCAAACUACAUGCACAACUCUCUUGUCAUGGAUUACUUCCGCAUGUAUACUGAGCGCUUUCAACUUACUCGGCACAUUCGUUUCCAGACAAAAGUCCUUCAUGUCACACCAAGGCCAGACUUUCCUCACACUGGACAGUGGGAUGUAGAGACAGAGUCAAAGGAUGGAAGGAGGGAAAAGCAGGUGUUUGAUGCUGUGAUGGUCUGCACCGGUCACCACUGUCACCCACAUCUCCCUCUACAGGACUUCCCAGGAAUAGACACAUUUAAGGGGAAAUUCUUCCACAGUCGUGAAUACAAAACCCCUGAAGAAUGGCGAGGGAAAAGGGUCGUUGUGAUUGGCAUUGGGAACUCUGGUGGAGAUAUUGCUGUGGAGCUGAGCAGAAUAGCCAAACGGGUUUAUUUGAGUACCCGAAAGGGUUCUUGGAUACUAAAUCGUGUUGGAUACAAUGGUUUUCCUGCAGAUAUGUUAAGAGACAGAGGGAUAAUGUGGCUUUAUAGAUCGCUGUCUGGAUUUUUCAUCAGUAGGAGAGAGAAACAACUCAAUCAAAGAUUCAACCACAAGAUCUACGGACUGCAGCCUUCUCACAGACUUUUCAGCCAACAUCCCACGGUUAAUGAUGAUUUACCAAACCGUAUUCUCUCUGGUACCGUGUCGGUCAAGCCGAACGUGCGAGAGUUUUGUGGCUCAGGUGUGGUGUUUGAGGAUGGCACUAUUGAGGACGACAUCGAUCUUGUGGUGUUUUGCACGGGCUACACUUUCUCCUUCCCCUUCCUGUCUUCACACAUCAUACCUGUUUCAAAAAACAAGGUGUCCCUGUACAAAUAUAUGUAUCCACCAAAUCUGGAGCGCCCAACUUUAGCUGUGAUUGGUCUGAUUCAGCCUCUGGGAGCCAUUACGCCAAUCUCUGAGAUGCAAGCACGCUGGGCCACACGUGUUUUUAAAGGACUCUGCAAGCUGCCUUCAAUGAAUGCAAUGCUGAAGGACAUUAAAGCAAAGGAGGAGGCAAUGGCUCGAAGGUAUGUGGCCGCACAGAGGCAUACCAUCCAGGUGGACUACAUCCCGUACAUGGAUGAACUUGCUAAAGAAGUGGGUGUUAAUCCUCCCAUCCUCAAGUUGCUCCUGACAGACCCUAGAUUGGGUUAUAAAGUGCUGUUUGGGCCCUGCACCCCAUACCAGUUUCGGCUGUGUGGACCAGGCCAAUGGGAAGGUGCACGGCAGGCCAUCCUGACACAGUGGGAUCGAGUCACUCAGCCUCUGAAAACACGAGUUGUGCCAGAUCAGGAGUCACAGCACUCAUCUGUCUCGCUCAUGUUCUCAUUGUCUGUUGCAGCUCUGCUCUCUGCUCUCUAUUACAGAAGGGAAAGUUUGUACGCACUCAUAUCAGACCCUUCAGUGAUCCUCAACAAGAUUUGGGCUUAUUUGCCAUCACACGCAUAGGGAUCAUGAAACAUGACACACUUUAUAUUAAAUCUGACAGCACAAGUGACCUUCAAUGAGUAAAUUCUAACGAGAUAAAAUGAAGAAGUGGGCUAUAUCUGCAUUGUAUUGUGAGUUUGCUUUGGUCAAUAUCAUGAAAUUCAUAAAAUGAAUGCAGUAGUGAUGUCAAGUGAUAUUGAU